AUGUCGGUCAUCGUUUACAUCGCUCGCUAUAUCGUCCUCGGUUUAUCCUUGAUAUUCGCCGUCGCCGUCUUGGGCUUGAGUGCCCGCACCACAGAUACGAGCAUUUUAUUCCUGGGAGGCAUCGCACCCUUCGAGAUAAUAAACCUCGUUGUUGCUCCUCUCACUAUAGUUGCGCUUUCCAUAAUAUUGAGUGUAGGUGCAUUUCGACAAAAUGCCAUCACAUCUAUGAUAUGGGUGGAAGUCACGACGUUGAGUAUUCUUUGGGCAACGUGGGUCGUGGUCGCGGUGUUCGCUACGAGAGUCAUCAACUUCAACUUCCCCUUGGGAUGUUCUGCGUACAUUCCCUUCUACCUUCAGCUUUGUAGCCAGAUUACUGCUAUCCAGGGCCUGUCCUGGACGGUUUUUGUGCUUCUCAUUGGAUACUCCGUGAUAUUGGGAAUCAUGGCUUGUGUUGCAACGAGUCGAGGAAUUCCGGUGUGGUCCAAGUCCGUUAAAGAUGCAACCUUCUCCCACCCCUCCUCAAACCAGGGCGUUCAAAUGCCUCCAAAGCCUGAGCUGCAGGCGAACCAUCAGCAUGCCCACCUUCAAUUACCACAGCAAGCCAACCACCAGCAACCAAGUCUCCAAGCUUCCGCCCUACAGAAUAACGGCGUCGGCUAUAGUGUCCCCAUGCCCCCAGAUGGUGCGGCCCUUGCCAUCUCCACUCCAAACCAGACACCGGCUUACCCUCAAGUCUGA
Molecule: messenger RNA, 738 nt
Organism: Pleurotus ostreatus (oyster mushroom)
Lineage: Eukaryota; Fungi; Basidiomycota; Agaricomycetes; Agaricales; Pleurotaceae
Exons: 6
Coding region: 1-738 (245 amino acids)
Source: RefSeq, a predicted model, not a curated record